Paramuricea clavata is the source of this 9441-nucleotide messenger RNA. NCBI's taxonomy places the organism in Eukaryota, Metazoa, Cnidaria, Anthozoa, Malacalcyonacea, Plexauridae. The record is from the annotation of a GenBank genome assembly.
AUGGGGUUUGCCAACGGAAAAGGAAUCUUUCGCUACAGUUUAUUUUCUCUGGUUCUUUGCCUAUGGCUAUGCGGAAAUAAUGGCAUAGAUGACUUCGAAAUAUUUCGAAGUAAACAUGAUAUAUUUACGAAUUUGAAAUGUAAAGAUGAAAGUGGGUUAAAGUGCAAUGAUGAACAGUGUAACUUGUACAACGCUAAUUGUGUUGGAGAGAGUAACUGCAAAUACUGUAUAUGUAGUAGAGAAAACAAGACUACAUUUAUAAGUAUAACAACGGAAGAUGAUACAAGCAAUGGCGUAUGCAAUAGCGGUGACGAAGAUAUUCUACCAGGUACGUGAUAAAAUAGGAAUACCUAAAAUGAUACACUAUUUAUAUAUUAUACCAUGCAUUAUAGAUGGCGAUUAUUUAUAUUAUACAUAGAUUGCGCGCGGCCAACUCAGCCUCAGGUUUACAGCUAUAGUAUAGUCAAAUCUCAUCAGAAUAGCCGGGCUCUUUGUAGUUAUAACUCAGGCUAAAAAUAGUUGAGAACAAUAAGCGACUGGAGAUCAUGGAGCCGAGCUGAGGGAUUAGUAAAUGAAGGAGAAAGACAAAGCACAUAAUUUUUUGCCCUCCAGAUUGAUGGUUAUGUAAAGUGUUCAGGUUAGACCAGCUGCCAGAUAAUGAGAGUUUACAUUAUCAGAAUCUUUUUCAAACAUUUAAUAGUGAGCUUUUAGUCGUAAUAAGGCAAUACAAUUUGAAAGUUUAAACGUGAACAAGGAGCAAUACUAUAAGCCGCUAUUUCUUUCGUAAAACGCACUGCUUUUUGUCAAUAUAGGAUGCUACCGUUUCUCUGAUGGCUCUUUCGUAGCUUACCUUGAGUUGGGGGAAACUGGCCCCAAACAGACAAAGAUAAAUAUUUCUUCUCCAAGUUUCACCAAGAACGGCAAGUGCCAAAUACAAAAAACAUUUGAAUUCUUCCAAAAUGGCGAAGAAUGGAAGACGCACACUGGUACUCCUUUCCUCCUGAAAGAAAUAAGAACGAACACGAUUGAGUUAGAGGUAAGAGAAAUGACGAUUUGGCCGGCAAAAACUGAGGCCAAUAUAAUAAAAUACCAAUUCCGAAUACAAAUUGUUUUGUGUAAAACACGUAUAACCGAUAGGUACGUAGUAUUGGUAUGUAUGCAUGGUAUAUAAAUACAAUUGAUUAUUUUGUUCAAAACACUGCGUGAUAUUUAUUUGACAAAGCAUAGCUUAACCAUGCGUUUCAAAUGACGCAACCAAGUCGUUAGAAUUCAGUUUUCUAUUAUUAAUUUGCACUAAUAACAAUCUAGACUUAAACUCAUUUCCCUUGGAUUUGUCCGUGUUUCAAUAGGAAUAUUUCAUUGUUUAGUAAUCUGUAUUUUGUAUUUUUGCAAUCUCGAACCCUGAGCCUGCAAUCCUCUGUGGAGGCUCGUACCUGUAGUUCUUAAUAUUGGUAACGAUUUUGUAUUUUGUAUAUUUUGUAACAUUUUAAAAAUUAUCUUCGUCCCACUUGGAAAGCAGCUUCGGUUGAAGUGGCCAUGCAGCGUAGUCAAAUACUCGGUUAACUCUAACUAUCCGCUACCUAGUACUUUUUCCUGUUUCCAUUGGCUGUUCGAGAUAGCGGGUUUCAACCAGUGCAUGGUUCCAACUGUAUAUAAGUCGACAUGUUUUAUUUUAACAAUUUUAGAUAAACUCGGCGGAAGACUUUGAUUUCUGGAACGGUUCGCUGUUAAAAGUCACUAUUGCUUGUGAAGGCAAUCGAGGCAUGACAGGUAACGAAGAACGUUGUGCUCUGUUUAAAGUGGAAACAUUGCCAAGAUAUGAUGAGGUUUGUAGUAAAUAUUUGUGAUUUGCGGUCCAUUUGCAUGAUCAUCUAUAGAUCACUUCAGACUCUGUGUUGUUCAGCAGUUAAUAAGAGCUUCAGAUACCUUGUUAGCCCUACCUUGAUAUUUAUAUGCUAUAUAGUAGAAUUAUAUUCACGAAAAAUUUUACAAUGAAUAAUAUAAUUAAUUAAAUUCUUGCAACGAUAUUUUAGUCCAAAUGUAUAUAAAUGAGUCAAAUGACAGUAAAAUGAAAACUUACUAUCGUGAAAAGACUUUGAUCAUACUAGUUAUUAUCUAAACUACAUACAUACAUACAUAUAUAUAAGGGUCGCGGAAACAUACAAUAGGAUGUCAGGGCAGAAAAUGAAUAUUGGACAUAUUAAAAAAUUGGGUGGGAUAUCCUAUAAUUUAAAGAAGCAAGCAGGCAGUGUUUUAUCAGGUUUAAAAAGACGAGGGGGCAUGCAGCUUCAGUGCUUUUAGACCUGAUAAAAGCAAGCAGACCAAAGGGAGGUAGAAUGUCCUCAGUUCUCGUAUGAAUUAGCAAGAUUGAUAAGCAAUAAUCUAGAAUUUGACUGUCUCUUGUUGGUUUAUCAAUUUAACGGCUUUAGUUUAAAUUGAGAAACGCCGGAGACGUGUGACAUUCAAAUUAUUGAAAUCGCUACACAGAAUACCACAUGGCAUGAUAAGUGAUGCUGAGCGUAGCGGAUAAGUAGCGGAUAUAAUAAUAAUAAUAAAUAAUAAUUUUUUGCAGUAGAUUCGUUACACGCGGUUGCUGCGAAAUCAUUAUUACGCUUCCAUCCGUUCACCUAAUUUCAUUGGGUGUUACUUCGAUCUUCAGCAGUGUUCGGAGAUUAUAGUUCUCAUCUGGUAGAUAGAAUAGAUGUUCUCGUCUGAACACAAAGUUAAGUGUGGUGUUCCUCAAGGCUCCAUUUUAGGUCCUUUAUUUUUCCUAAUAUACAUAAAUGAUUUAUCUGAAUGCCUAAAUAGGACAAAGCCAAGACUUUUUGCAGAUGACACAAACCUCACUGCUUCCGGUGUUACAAUUGAUGAUGUUGAAAAUGCAGUGAACUCUGAUUUGGAAAACCUCAGAAUGUGGUUAAACGCGAACAAACUGAGCCUAAACAUUGCCAAAACUGAAUUUAUGCUCAUUGGAUCAAGAUCUCUAGUGCAUACUGUUUCAGAUUCAAAUUUAAACAUGAUUGAAAACAGACCAAUUAAACAAGUGAAGGAAUGCAAGACACUAGGAGUAAUAGUUGACCGUGAUACACUUGUUUAUUUAUUUAUUUAUUUAUUUAUUUAUUUAUAUAACUUCGCCAUUUAUAUAUACCAUACAGUACAAUACAAAAAAAAACAAAAAAAAAAACGAUACAAUCUAACACAAGACAGUACAGUAUAUAUAUAGUUCAGUACAGUACAAUACAUACAGUCAGAUGGCUGGGACACCACAACAGUUAAAACCAAUUACUGUGGGCCCUUAAUUAUUGGGUUUCUAUAUUUAAUGCAAUUGUACAACCAUACUUUACUUGUUGUGAAGUGUGGGACAUUUUUGGUGAAACUCAAUCACAACGAUUACAAAAGCUUCAAAAUAGAUGCGCUCGAAUUAUUAUGGACAUGGGUAACGAAGUUAAUGCCCAAAUCGCAUUAAAUUCGUUAGGCUGGGAGACACUAAAAGUACAAAGAACUAAAGCUAAGGCAAAAUUAACGUUCAAAAUUUUGAAUAUGUCUGGGCCUAAAAGCCUAACAGACCUUUUUGCCACAGCCCCGCACAAAUAGCAUGAAAAGAGUUUUAUGUUUAAUGGGGCAAAAAUAUGGAACCCAGUGCCUAAAGAAAUCAGAGGAAUUAGGUCCCAGUCUCUAUUUGAAAGAAAAAUUGCUCCUCACGUUACUAAAUAAUAUAUUUAUACAUACAUACAGUCGAACCCCUAUUAAGCGGACACCUUCGGGACCUCGCCUAAGUGUCCGCUUAAAAGGGGUGUCCGCUUAAAAGGGGUAUGAAGAAAAACACAGCGGAAGGCAAAGGUGUGUAAUUAGGUUUGUAAUUUGAGUAUCAAAACAGUAAAAUAUAUCUAGCAAAUAAUUAGCAUAAAAUGAAAAUUUCUUUGUACAUAAAAGUUCAUUAGAAAAUGUAUAUGUCUCUCACAGUCAUGUAAAAAAGGAAUCGAUACAAGUUUGCUUUCGAGGCUCACGCAGACGAUAGCUAGCCCAUUAUAAUGUCAUUUACAGAAAAAUGGCGUUGGGAAGUUCUUCCAAACCUCAAAAUUGUGAGAAUUCUGCCAGCCGCUCGACAACUUUAAGGGCUUCGGAGGACGAUUUAAUGAGAGACCAGUCAAAUUCGUCAUCUCCGUUCAGUUUGUUGUCAUCAUCAGUGAUCUGACACAUAUCUUUUGGCUCCUCGGCUGGCGGUUCACAGUCCUCCUUGUUCGUCACUUCCUCAAUAAUCUUGGCUCUGAUGUCUUCGCGCCAAGUUGGUGUGUCACUGCCAAUGUGCCAUGUAAAUUGAUCUCAAUUGUUAUUUACUGUCGAAUAUUGAAUACGUUUUAUCAGACAAUCUGUCAUCUGUCCGCUUAAGAGAGGUUGGUUUACCCAUUGGGACCUCAAGUAAGGUGUCCGCGUCCGUUAAAGAGGGGUGUCCGCUUAGUAGGGGUUAUGAUAAUAGUAUUUUAUUAAAGAAAACGAAUGGGACCUGAGAUAUGUGUCCGCUUAAAAGAGGUGUCGGCUUAAGAGAGGUGUCCGCUUAUAGGGGUUUGACUGUAUAUAAAUCCUUUAUUGUAAAUAGUUAUCUAUAUGUUUUGUUAUAUAACACUUAUAUAUAAUAUUUGAACACACGGCCUUCGUGGAAAUCAAUGUUUUUUAUUGACGUAGUUAGCGUGUCAAAAUAAAAUCAAUCUAUCUAUCUAUCUAUCUAUCUAUCUAUCUAUCUAUCUAUCUAUCUAUCUAUCUAUCUAUCUAGACUAUAUUCGUGACUGCAUGUCAUUUUCACAACAUGUCUAGAGAUUUACAUGAAAUAACUCUUCGACACUCUUUUUCAGACUAUCAUAUUCUUUUCGCACUGAAUUCAACCAUUAUUUAGUCAUAGAAUCUAAGAAUACCUUGCAAGCUUGUCUACGACGCCUUGGUUUUUAUUCUGGUAUGGUCACGGGGAGAUUUCAAGCUAGACGCGAAUCACGUCUAGCUUGAAAUCUUCAACAUCAGUAGAAAAUUCUCAUAUGAAACCGUAUGACCGGCUAUUCUUUUCUCCGUUCAUGAUGGAGCAAAACCUGUUUAUGAAAGACUGUGCUUCUAUGCCUUCGAUUUUAAGAUAUUUCUUAUUUUUCCACCACAAUAUUAUAGUAUUGAGCCUUCUUCUAGCCUACUGAUGCACUUUUUGUCUAAUUGUUUCAGAUUGUAAUACCUGUAGCUCGCGUUGCGAUCAGAAAGGACAACGACAACAAAUUAAUGAAUUUUGAGAUUUGGGGAUUUGGUAAAAAUUUAGCGAGCAAAGGUCGGGACAAUACACGAGCUGCUGGGGUUGGUCGACGGUCACGAUCGACCACACGACCUCCUACCACACGAUCUACCACACGACGAUCUACAACGCGAUCUACCACACGACGAUCUACCACACGACGACCUAUCACACGAUCGACCACACGACCUCAUACCACACGAUCUACCACACGACGAUCUACCACACGACGACCUACCACACGACGACCUACCACACGAUCUACCACACGACGACCUACCACACGACGAUCUACCACACGACCACCUACUAUACGAUCUACCACACAACCUAGAGGACCUACCAGAGCGGUUAGAACGACACUAACUAGCCAAUCACCAACCCCAACGAUUUCCACUACAGAAAAUUCACAGGAAAGUCAAAAAGAUAAAACAUCCAAGUCUGCUGGAAAAAAUUCCAUUGCUACUGCUGUUACCGUUACUCUUCUUCUAGUAGCCUUGGCACUGGCAUUGGGGUAUUUGGUGUACCAUAGAAGACGAAAAAGGUAAAAUUGUAAAAGACAGGCAACAUUUAAACACUUUUUCUCACAAAAAUUAUUCCGGCAAUAAAGGUUAAAGGUUAGUUGGAUAAGAUACAAAUCAAAACAGAAAAUUACGGUUGCCAUAAAGUUUUUUUUCAAUUAGACACAAAACAAUCGACUCUCGGUAAAUUUUAACAUUUUAAUUCUCGACGUUAUGACAAUAUAUUUACAUUCAUCUUCAGAAGAAUGUCAGGCUUUUGAAUAGACCCUUAUGAAAUAUAUGUUGAUAAAUAGUGGUAUUCUCGUGAAGAUGAGUGUAAAUUAAAUACAGUCGAGACGUUAAGGAUUAAAAUGUUAACAAUUUGUCUUGUGUUUAAUUGAAACAGAAAACUACUAAAACUAUAUAUUUUCUAGCUUUAUGAAGAAUGUAGCACUCUAAAAAACCUCAUACAAAACAUAAAACGUUUCUCUAUCCCUUCUUUUCUUUUGACAAUCUCUUGACUGAGUGGAAUCUCCUACGUCCUUUUAACUUCGCCUUUCUUCAAGAUUGAGUAAUUCAGGUUUGCUACCCUAUGACUGUAAUUAAUGGUUGGAUAUUUCUGAUGUAGUGUAUAAUGUGACAUUGAGGGAAAAAAUGUUUCUCGUAUUUCAGGGCACAAGUGCCACAGAACAACUAUAAUGGUAAGAAUCAUAGACACAUUAUUCUGUUAAAGUAAAAUCUAGUCCAGGAGAAUGAGAAGUAGAAAUGGUUUACUGAGAAGCAGCAGUGAUCCAAUGAAAAAAUUAAGUAGUACAUGUUCUACACAAUGGUAAACUUUCACUCAACUUAUAGACCAUGCAUAAAUGCAGUAUAUAUCCUCAUAUUUUAGAUCUUGGUGUUAUAAACCAUUCCAAGGAUAUUUACGAAGAUCCAGAUCGGCGCUACGAAACACUAAAGGAGGACAGAAAUGAAGCAUCGCUAAACCAACCAGGAAUAUCCUCUGACACCUAUAGCUAUCCAGAUAGUAAUAUUUUCCCAAACCCAACAUCAUCCGAACAAGAGUACACCUAUGCCAAAGAUACAGAUUUUCACAAAUCUAGUGGAAGUACACAGGCAACAUCCGAGAAACCAAUAAGUAAUGGUGUAGUGCACCAAACAUUAGAACAGCCAGGGCAACCAACUGUUGAUGACUUCUAUAACUACCCGGAUAAUACCAACACCGCUAAGCCGUCAGUAUCAAGCUAUCAUUUGCCAAGAGGUAAUCCAAAUACAAAGGUGGCGACUCAGUAUCCUGCAAAUAGAGCUGUGUAUCAUACAUAUACAUUGGAACAACCAGAAAAACCGAGUGAUGAUGACUUUUAUCACUACCCUGAUAACACCAACAUUACCAAAACACCAUCACCUGAAUUGGAGUAUUCCUAUGCGAAAGAUACCGAUUUUCCGAGAGGCAAUCCAGAUACAAUGGUAGCGACUCGGGAUCCUGCAAAUAGAGCUGUGCAUCAUACAUUAAAACACGAAUCGCCGACCACAGACGUGUAUAAAUCCUCUAGCACUAAAAUUCCGACUGAUCUGGAGUAUACAUAUGCCAAAGACACCGAAAUCCCGAAAUCUUUUGUAAAUGCUCCAGCUGCCGGUGAUGCAUUAUACCAUACCCCAGAACAGGAAGAACCAGCACCGACUGAACCUGCAGAGUACAGCUAUGUAAAGAAUUCUGAUAUGCCUUCUAUUCAGCUGCGGACAAAGCAAACGACCAACGGGCAUUCUCCUGUUCCUGACAACAGCGGACUGCGUCAUACACUGCAAGAACCAAAUCCACCUCAAGCACCUGUUUAUCCAACUUUGGAAGGACGAGCAGAUGUAGGAAACUACAAGCAGGUGAGAUUAUUUAAACUCUACAUAUCUCCCUGUUUGCAUGCAUGGUACUGAGAAUCAAGGGUGGGUAGUAGCGAAGUAGUUGUAGUUCGCUACUGUAGCGAACUACAAUUUUCAAGUAGCCAGUAGUUUUUGACUACUUUUUUAAAACAGUAGUUGUAGUUGUAACGAACUACAUUUUGCCUAAAGGUAGCCAAAUAGUUGACUACUUUUCAAACAGCGAAUCGCUAUUCGCUACUUUUUAAAAUUGUUAGCAACCGUUCAUAGAAUAGAAUGAUGAUAAGACACGGUUUGCUAAACGAUUAUUUUAUACAGUAAAGAUUAUUUUAGCGCAAUAAAAAGUGGCACUCCUGAACACUGUAGUGCUUAAAAAAAUGUUGCUUUGACCCUUUUUGUUUUAUACUGUUGCUACUCGUAAGUCGAUUUGUUAUAGGUUAUAUUACAGCCUGAGCUAGUGCAUGGAUGCUCCAAAUACCGUAAAACUAAAAAAUAUAGAGUAGCGAAAUAGCGAAAUAGUUCGCUACAUUUUUUAAGCAGUAGCUGUAGUUAUAGCGAACUACAAAAAUUUUGUAGUCAACCCACCCUUGCUGAGAAUUCAGUGCUUGUACAAAGGAGGAACAUACUUGGUUAAGUUUUUUAUGACACGAACUUAAAUUUUUCAAGGAAAUAUUCCCCCACGUAAUAUUAGAACCAUAGAAGCAUGGUAAAUUUGUCUAAGUAAAUUGGUUAACUGUGAGUGAGAAAGUCCAGCAUCCAGAGAUUAUGCAAGUAUUCAUGCACAAAGUACAGUAACUAGUACUCAAUUCUUAUCAUAACAUCAGGGCCAAUUGAAAGAAAAAACAGAAGAUGGAAAGUACUAGUGUACGCUACUCAUUAUUGAUGCUUCAUGUGUAGGUAACAGAUGAAAGACCAAAUUUCAGUGAUCAUACAUAUAUUGAUGUAAUUGAAGAUUCCAACAAGACAGAUUUACCGAAAUGCUAAAAACUCGUCUAGUGUAGCAUAGACUGUAUGUUAUAUUUAAUGUUUAUCAUAAAAGUAUUGGUAAUUGAAACACUAAUACACAUUGCAUGUACUACUCUACUUAGUGAUUAAAUGUGGUUUGAUAUAAAACAACCAUCAGUGACUAAUAUGUACUAUUUAAAACACGAGUAGGAGUGUUUUAUCAGAUAUAUAACGCGAGGCGCAGCCGAGCGUUAUAUAUCUGAUGAUAAAACACGACAACGAGUGUUUUGAAUAGCUUAAAAUACGACUACAAAAGAAUACUAAUUAGGAUGAACCAUAGUGUAAUCAUGCUAAUUAAGAUGAACAAUUAUAUAAUGCCACAUGUGUUUUAUCAGAUAUAAAGUCACUCCACGUGACAUAUUAUGGCUGACAUGAUUUGCCACAAGGUUUAUGAAAUAUUAAUGAGUAUUUUAAAUCUAGAUAAACUAUUUUGUAUGAUAUGUCUAAUAAUAACCGAGAGUGACUCACUCUCGGUUAUUAUUAGACAUAUCAUACAAAAUAGUUUAUUAGUGAGGUCAAGUUAUAGUAAAAUAUUGCUAGGUCUCGCUGUGAUGGAAAUAGAAGUGUAGAAAUCAAGUUUUGCCCCAAUUCGAAGAGACACUAAACACCUGAAAAGAGCAAGAGAAACGGACUACCUAUAUAAGCAAACAUUAAAGGUAAUAAUACAUUUAAUAACUCGUUAUUUAAACGGUUGCGACAGUUAUAACUCAAAAUUGAAUUUAAGUAUAACUAAUUGAUCUUUCAUUUAUUCAAAGAAAUGUCAAUCAUGAUCUAACUCUUUUUAUAUAUAUUGAUUGUUAC